AUGGGGCUUCUCAAAAAGAUUGGCAAGUCUCCGAAGAGCACGAGGAAAACAGUAAAUGUCGAAAAACCGCCCCCUGUCUUCAGACAGCUGGGCGACGAAGAGUUGAAGAAAGGUUCGAAGGAACCAAUCCAACAAAGUCCCGCUACAUCAAACUCAACGUCCAGUCAAAAUAUCUGGAUUGCGGCGUCGAACGCAGAAGCGAAGAAGAAACAACAGCAACAAUCUGAAAACCGCCAGAACUCUGUUUCGUCACAUGGAAGUUAUAUGGAGGAAGUCUUAGAUGAGUCCUCCUACUACGACGAAGAAAUAAUUGAUGAUGACGACAUGGAAGCCGAUUCUCCGUACCAUUUACCUCCCAGGAAGACUACAAUUCGAUUUGACGAGUUCGAUGAAAUGCAGACAAUUCUUCAUAUCAACGAUUAUACAGGACAUGAAAUAAACAAGGCUUGGUACAAACGCGAAGAUUACGACAAGAUGGUGCUCCUAGCUCGCAAAACUGCGGAAAAAGUGGAGGAACGUCGCAAGGAACUCGGGAAAGUAGACAAAAAGAUGAAACCAAUUGAAUCGAGGGGAUUGGAGGCGUGGACACAAAUGGGUGCAAUGAAGGUGAAAGUGAUGAAAGACAGUGCUGUCGAGGCUGUGUGGAACGAACAAAGUCGGCAAUGGGAUAUCGGUACAUACGAGCCAGAUAAAAUCCGUGACGCAUAUGUUGAGAUUGCUAAAGGCUCCCAAUUAUCUGCUCAGGAUAGAGCGUUCUCUGAUGAGCUCAUUGCAAGAAGAAUACGAGAGCAAGAAAUCGCGCGACGAGAAAAGAAACAGAACAGAAAGUUGCUCGGAAAGAGUAAAGCAUUGGUGAAGAAGACAGCGAAAGCUACCACUGGUGGCGUCAUGAAGACAACAAAGCUCGUCGGCAAGACGACGAAAAUGACUGGAAGGGUUGCUCUAGCAACAACCAAACGAACUGUAAAGGCUGGAGUCGCAACUGCAACAUUGGAUGGAAAGAUGUUGAAAGAGGCUGUGACAAUUAAGACGAAGAAAAGGGAGGUCGAGAAGCAGGUAGUCCGAAUGCCUUCCCAAAGCUCCAUGGGUGUGAUUAAGCUCGCAGACAACACGAAUGGAAUGAAUGAUGGCCAAGACCAUCGGGAGGACGAAUCCAUUCUUACAGAAAACGAUCCGAGAAAGAAAGAGAAGAUGAAGCUUCUUGGUAUUGUUCCAAUUCCAGGAACAAAGAAGGAAUACGAAGAGGAUAGACGGCAGAAGAAAAUCGAAAAGAGACAAGGACUUACAAGGAAGGCUUCGUGGGAAGCCAGCUUGGCAGCAUCAGGAAAGUAUUGA
Cylindrotheca closterium is the source of this 1335-nucleotide messenger RNA. NCBI's taxonomy places the organism in Eukaryota, Bacillariophyta, Bacillariophyceae, Bacillariales, Bacillariaceae. The record is from the annotation of a GenBank genome assembly.